AUGCUCUACAAAUCUCUUGCUCUGAUGGCGGGUGUUACCCUCGCUGUCGCCGAUACCACUGUCACCCUGUUCUUGCCCGGGUACGAUUCGUCGCAAUCUAUUGAGGCAAAGAUCCUUGGCUCGAGCAACUCUAUGACCACCUACGACUUGCAUUGUGCGCCCGAAGUAGGCACUGCACGCUGUGGAAUUCCCGCUACUGGCCUCACGGUGAUGGAGGGAGAGUCUACCUUUUCUCUUAACAGUACUAGUGGCAAAGUAACCUCCUUCCUAAACUGCCAAUUGGGAGGAACGACGACUGCCGACUGUGUUGCUGUCUACGUAAUGGGCACUUUUUCCAGCACCUCUCACAGAGCUGUCGAUCUCAGAACUGAAACUAGGGAUUUCUGGUUGCCUGUGCACGUUACCGCUUCCGAGAAUGGUGCUGCUUCGGCCACCACUGGUGCCUCGGCCUCAGCUUCCACGCCGAGUAUGACCGAUGCGUCAGCUGAGAGCACCACGGGCACUGCCUCUUCACUAAAUGCUGCCAUGCCGGCGAUCACUGGAAAUGCAGUCUGGGUGGCCGGGGGUGCUGCGGCUGCAAUAGCGAUGGCUGCGCUCUGA
Molecule: messenger RNA, 600 nt
Organism: Penicillium oxalicum
Lineage: Eukaryota; Fungi; Ascomycota; Eurotiomycetes; Eurotiales; Aspergillaceae
Exons: 3
Coding region: 1-600 (199 amino acids)
Source: RefSeq, a predicted model, not a curated record